Paramuricea clavata is the source of this 234-nucleotide messenger RNA. The record is from the annotation of a GenBank genome assembly. NCBI's taxonomy places the organism in Eukaryota, Metazoa, Cnidaria, Anthozoa, Malacalcyonacea, Plexauridae.
AUGGAAAGAAUCUUGGCAAGGGAUACCCCUUGGAAUCUUGGCAAGGAAUACCCCGCUGGCAAGGAAUAUUUUCACACGAGAUUACAUCAAGCAUUCAUGAAGAAUAAAGAUGUCACAAACCCAGAACAGAUUCAGCAACUUAUUGAUCGAGGAAAUUAUGUUGUAAAAGAACUGGAAGCUUUGUAUAUGUUGCGCAAGUAUAGAACUUUGAAGAAACGCUAUUAUAGUAGAUAA